AUGUUUCACGCUGGUGUGCUCCGUCAAAAUUUUGGCUCUUCUUCUUUGGUGCAACAAAUGGCAACCAUGUUCAAGAAGAGCCUUUUAUCAUCCUCAUUAACAUUUUCAUCAUCAUCACUAUACCCACCACUAUUACUCAUGAACACAUCAAGUACCUUUCGGACCUUCCGUAGUGGAACACUCCAUGCUGCUGCUGCUGCUUCUUCCAAACCAACACUGAAGACCCACCAUGACUCCAUGGAGUCGACUCGUAAAUCAUGUUCUACGACCAAGAUCACAGCCAAGACUACCACCAAUAUGACCACGACCAAUAUGACUAAUACCACGAAACAACGUAAAUCACAACCUUCCCUUUCCGAUAGUAAUUUAAAAAGUUUAGAAAUGUCCAAAACUCUUCAUUCUCUUUCGCAUCAAGAAGAGGCUCUUCAAGAACAUCAAUCAAGUGAUGAAUAUCCAUUGACAUUUCCUGAAAGACAUGCCAUUUCAAUUCUCUAUCAUUAUCAUCAAUCUCUAAUUGAAAAUCCAUCUUAUACUCUUGAUAAAUUUAUUAGCAAUUAUUUAAAGGCUAACAAAAUAGGAAAAAACAAUAAGGAAAUGAUCAUUUGUGCAUGUUAUGAAAUUGAAAAAAUAUAUUUAUUAUUGGAUUACAUGUCAAAGAAAUUUAAUUUUGAUGAAAUGAAAGAGAAAUUAGAAAUAUCACUAGAUCAAUACAUUAAUCGAAUGAAUAUGAUGAAAAUGAAAGAAUUAGGUCCUAAUGCUCAUUUUCUUCCAAAAUCAGUAACAUUUGUUGAAGAAAAUAGAAAAUCAGUUCUUCACUGGAGACUUUUGUAUGCAUUGUAUAAGCAAUAUUUUCAUGAACAAGAUUUUGAACAAGUGGUUUUCCAUCAUUCUGAUCUUCUAUUUGAAAAGAUUCCCAUCAAUGUUAAAUUGAGUUGUCCUGCUCAAUUGUUUGAUAUUCUAUGUGAAGAAUAUGGUGAAGAGAAGGCGAUUGAAAUUUGUUUGAUUAAUAAUUCAGAAGCACCUGCAUUUGGAAGAGUCAAUGAUGUCAAGGUGAUCAAUGGUAAAAUGAAUGCUCAACAAACUCAACAGAUAGAUGCUACAAGUCGUGAAUCACCGAGAGAUGAUGAUACUGCUGCUGCUACUACGACUUCUUCUUCUACUAGAACUCUAUUCCACACCGACAGCUCUCCUCAAGUGUUAUCCACUGAGCAAUUGAAAAAAAAGGCUCGAAAAUUCAUCAAAAAACUCUCUGAAAAAUAUUCACAAGAGGUUGGAAAAAUCACACCAAGUAAAUUGACGACCUUUGGUUUUAGAUUUGAGAAGAAGACAGAUUUUAGACAAUGGCCAGAAUUUAAGGAAGGUUUCUUUGAAAUACAAGAUGAUAGUAGUCAAUAUGUUGUGGAUGAAUUGAUUAGAAAUGGAGCUUUAAAACAAAUAACAUCCUCAAAGCCACUUGUAUUGGAUUAUUGCUGUGGAACUGGUGGUAAAUCAUUUGCAUUGGCUGGUGCUCUUGGAGGAAAAGGUCAAAUCUAUAUGCAUGAUAUUCGAUUAGAGAAAUUAUCUUCAGAAUUGAAGAGAAGAGCACAUCGAUUAGGUAUUGAGAAUAUUCAACCACUUGAACAUGAUCAUCCUCAUUGGGAAAAAUUGAAAGAAAAGAUGAAUUUAGUCAUUCUCGAUGUUCCAUGUACAGGAACAGGUACUUUGAGAAGGAAUGUCGAGUUGAAAUACAAAAUUAAUUACAAUUGGAUCAAAGAACUAACCAAAAAGCAAAGAGAAAUUAUUGAAAAUGCCAUACCCUAUGUGAAGAAGGGAAAUUAUUUGCUUUAUUCCACAUGUUCCAUUUUGAGAAAGGAAAAUGAAGAUCAAAUUGAAUACAUUUUGCGAAAACACAAGAAUUUUGAAUUGGUUCAUCAGGUCAAGACAUUACCACUUUUGAAUGGAGGAGAUGGUAUGUAUGGAGCACUUUUAAGAAGAAUUGAAUAA
This is a messenger RNA of Naegleria fowleri, 1983 nucleotides long. RefSeq lists its product as uncharacterized. Gene Ontology annotation, cellular component: nucleolus. Gene Ontology annotation, molecular function: rRNA (cytosine-C5-)-methyltransferase activity. Gene Ontology annotation, biological process: maturation of LSU-rRNA; rRNA base methylation. Bases 1 to 1983 code for a protein of 660 amino acids. Lineage: Eukaryota; Heterolobosea; Eutetramitea; Acrasida; Naegleriidae. The transcript has a single exon. The record is from RefSeq and is a predicted model, not a curated record.